AUGAUUGGUUUUCAGAGACAAUCAUCAAAACAAAUUGUUUCAAACUACUUUCAAAAUAUUGUCCAGUCAACAAUUAAUGGAAAUGUACAUGAAAUUCAGCAAGCUUUUGAAGCUGAAAAAAAUUCUUCAAUAUUAUUAGGUUCUAGUUUCUCAUUUCCUCCACCUCCGAGACUUUCAAGAAACAGUAAAGAAAUUGUACCAUGCAAAGAAGUAUCAUUAUUACAUAUUGCAGCGUAUUACGAUAAUUUAGAAGCAUUUUUAUUCUUAUUAUCAAAAGGGAUACCAUUGAGACUUGCUUCUGGAGCUGGGUAUCUUCCAUUGCACUAUGCUUGCGUCGGAAAUGCAAAAGAAGUUGUUGCAUAUAUUCUUAAGAUAGAUCCCGAACAAGCAAGUCUCGAAUUAGAAGUCGUCUAUCCACUUAUUAACUUAGCAAUUUAUGCAAAUAGCCCAGAAAUUCUUAAAAAACUUUUCAAAUUUGGUGCAAAUUUACAAUCUCCUAAAAAUAUUAGUGCAAAACCAUUCGAUCAAGCUCUUCGUUCUAAGAACUUCGAUUGCUUACUCAUCCUCCUUCAAGGAAGAUGUCGAACUGAUGUUACAGUCGCUGAAUUAAACCCAUUGAUGCUUGCUGUUGUAAAUGGAAUGACAGAAGCUAUCGAGCCACUUAUACAAAGAGGUAUUUCACCAUAUGAAGUCAAUUCUAAGGGCGAUACUGCUUUAACUUGCGCUUGUACGAUGGAGAACGUCGAAAUUGUCAAGCUUCUCUGCAAGAACAUGAAUGCCAUCGAAGUUAAGACCAAUGGAAACAAACCAUCUGUUGCAUAUUAUGCAGUUAGGUCCGGAAACUUGGAAAUUCUCAAAACCGUUUUAGAUAAAGGCUGCACGCUUGAUAAAUUCGAUGCUAAAGGUAAGACAGCUCUCCAUGCACUUACUGUUGUUAAUGAUCAAGAUACUGCAAACGAAAUGCUUAAAUUAUUAAUUCAAUACGGAAUUAACAUUAAUAAUCGUUAUAAUUCCGAUUCCUACAGGUUCUUAGAAGAUCUUGUUAUUAACUACACUGUUAAAGAUUACAGUACUCUUGUAGAAACCCUUCUUCAAAAUAAUGCUGAUCCAAAGCUCAAAAUGCCUGAUGGAAAAACUUUACUCACUUUCGUAUCUAAGUAUAAAGGAUCCAACAAUCAAAGAGAGAGCAAAUAUUAUUCCAUUUUCAAGAGAUUUUAUCCGGAACUUCAGUAA
This is a messenger RNA of Trichomonas vaginalis G3, 1233 nucleotides long. Its product is annotated as spectrin binding. NCBI's taxonomy places the organism in Eukaryota, Parabasalia, Trichomonadida, Trichomonadidae. Gene Ontology annotation, biological process: negative regulation of delayed rectifier potassium channel activity; neuronal action potential. The transcript has a single exon. Bases 1 to 1233 code for a protein of 410 amino acids. The record is from RefSeq and is a predicted model, not a curated record. Gene Ontology annotation, molecular function: transmembrane transporter binding. Gene Ontology annotation, cellular component: synapse; membrane; axon initial segment.